CUGUGCCGCUCCCCGGGGAUGCUGGGGCUGUUCUGUGCCUCUCCCCGGGGAUGCCAGUCCCGUGGCAGACUAAAAAGUCCCUUUGAAGCGAUAAAACAGAGCUGCGCGGCUCGCACUGCCGGCAGCGGUGCUUCCAGCUCGCUGACCAGUCCGUGGCUCGUGGUGCGGGUCCGCUCCCGUGUUCCCGGGAUGUCACCGGGCUGCCAGCUCCCAGAGGACCAGGGCGGAAUCUGCGAUAAAUUUGGUUUUCCGUGCUGGUAGCCACGCGAGCAUCCAGCCCGUGUGCCCCAGUGACACGGUUUGGGCAUCGCCGGUGGUAGCGGCUCCUCUGUGCCUUUACAUGACAAUUUGGAGAGGUUGCACUCAUAUCUGCCUUUGCGAGGUUGUUGGCUUAGAGAGCUGUAGGGAUAGAGAGCUGACAGGAAUUGACAGCUUGUAAAAAAACCCAAAGCAUGCGGCAUAAUUUAAUGACGUAUUCAUAAAAAUGUCAUUAAAUCGGUUUUUGUUUUUAACAUUGGGUAAAAUGGGGCUUGUGGUUACAUGGAACAAAGCUGAGAGAAGCAAUACUUAGCAAUAAAUAGCAGAAAAUUCAAGGGCACAGCAUUGAAGUUUAAAAUACUUCAACAAAAUCCUUGGGUCAUUGUAGAAACUAAAGUGAUUUUACAGGUAAAAAGUCGUAAUUGCCAUUUUAUUUUGUGCCACUGUAAGCAAACCACCAAUGUAUACAUUUUAUUAAGAAAUAUUUGUGUGUGUUUCUGUAGAUGUAUUUAUUUUUGAAUGUAUUGUUUCCAAGGUUAUCUGGCCUUUUGUGUGGAUGGCUUCAGAGAACACUUCAGGAGUAGGAAAACUGGAGGAAGAUUUGUCUUGCUUAUCUAAAUUUGUUUCAGACAUCAGUGUUUAACAACUUAUUGGAAUGUGUAAGCAGGAAAAGUGGAAGUCAAGUGAAUUCUCUGGUGCUCUGCUGGGACGAAAUGCCAUUCCUGUUUGCAGUGGAUGGAAGCCAUGGCAGUGUGUAACAUGGGAGGGAAAGGCACGGAUGGACCAUGUGGCGUGACUCGUUCAGGCUGCAGCUCUUCUGCCUGCUCAUGGCAGUGCUGGCUCUUGUGGUGCUGGUCCAUAACUUCUUUCAGUUAGAGCACCUGGAUGAUGACACGGUUUCAGGAUCGAAUUGGAUUACAGAGAACAAUGUGCAGCAUUCUCUGUCACAGACAACCAAAAGCACCAGGAAGCCUUACUGCGGGUACGUGCAGCAGCCCUUGUCCAGAAGGGAGCAAGCGGAGCAGGAGUCGCUGCUGGCUGCAAUACAGUGGCCACAGCCCCCCGAGGGCAGAGUCGCCUUUGCACAGAGCACUGACCCUGCACACAGUGACUUUGUGAUUGUGAAGCCCAGCAGGUUCCUCAGGGUGGGGGAUCAGCUGGAGGUACUCGUUCGUAUGAAGGAUUUCCAAGGAAAACCCAAGCAGUACGGUGGAGACUAUUUACAGGCACGAAUUCACUCUCCUGGGCUGAAAGCUGGAGCAGCAGGAAGGAUUGUAGAUUGCCAUAAUGGCCUUUACAAAAUCUUCUUUACCUUGCUUUGGCCAGGAGAGGUCAAAGUUUCCGUGUCACUCGUCCAUCCGAGUGAAGCCAUCCAAGUGCUCCUGCGGUUACGAGAGGAAAGGCCGGACAGGGUCUAUUUCAAAAGCUCAUUCAAGUCUGGGAGGUAUUCGGAGACCACAGAGUGCAACGUUUGCCUGCCUGCAGGUCUCCCAGUCUGUAACUUCACAGAUCUCUACACGGGUGAGCCCUGGUUCUGUUACAAGCCUCGAAAACUGUCCUGUGCCAGCCGAAUCAGCCAUGCCAAAGGUGGAUAUCUGAAAGGUCUUCUGACACAAGAGGAAAGCCUCUUUUUCCAAAGUGAUGUGAAUAUCAAAAGGCCGAUACUCUCCAGUGGACCUGAUUCAGUCAUUGUAAAGCCCAAGGCAUUUACAGAUUCAAGCAGUAUGGGCAGAGCUGAAGAUCCCACAGCUUCUCCUUCUGGUUAUUAUUAUGAAGACCAGUGGAGGUCCAGAACACAUUGGAUCCAUAAUUUUAACAAAUCAGAUGAUAUAACUGAGUGUUUACAAGGAAAAGUAAUCCAUUUGUUUGGAGACUCUACAAUAAGGCAGUGGUUUGAAUAUUUGACAGCAUUUGUUCCAGAUCUGGUGGAAUUUAACCUGGGCAGCCCCAAGAACGUGGGCCCCUUCAUGUCGGUGGACCUGAAGCACAACAUCCUGCUGAAGUUCCGCUGCCACGGGCCGCCCAUCCGCUUCUCCACCGUCUUCAGCAGCGAGCUGCGCUACAUCGCCAACGAGCUCAACAGCAUCGUGGGCGGCCGGAACACCGUGGUGGCCAUCACCAUCUGGUCCCACUUCAGCACCUUCCCCGUGCAGCUCUACAUCCAGCGCCUCAGGAACAUCCGCAGGGCCGUGCUCCAGCUGCUGGACCGCAGCCCCAAGACUGCAGUCGUCAUCAGAACCGCCAACGUGCAGGAGCUGGGGCCAGAAGUGAGCCUCUUCAACAGUGACUGGUACUCCUUUCAGCUUGAUUCUGUCAUGAGGAAAAUGUUCUCAGGAAUUGCUGUGCACUUUGUGGACGCUUGGGAGAUGUCUGUGGCUCAUUACUUGCCACAUAACCUGCACCCUAGUGAAAUAAUUGUAAAGAAUCAAAUAGAUGCAUUUUUAUCUUAUGUGUGCCCUUUGCAAACUUAGCACAAAUGGGUAUCCCUAUGUCAUCUUUUGCUAUAGCCCGGGAACAGUUGCUCUUUGAGCUGUGGAAUGAGGCUGGAUGAUAUGGAGGAGCUCUGGGUCCUGUACUCGCUUGCAGGAUAAGUAGGGUGGCCUUAAAGUCUGGGUGGCUGUGAAGGGUGGUAAAGAGGAGUUGACUCUUCAGGCUAUAUCUUCCUGCAAGGUUGAUUCCUUCAAGCUUAUCAUUCAUACCUGAGAUUAUUAGAGAGCACCUUAAAUUACAUUGGCAGGAUUCAAUAAGAGACUAUUUGGGUUAUUAGCUUUACUAGUUUUCUGCACUGUACACUUAAUUUAAUCCCUGUGACACUGAUUCUGUUGCCAGGAUCUUGUUGCUCAGAACAGUGUGUGAAACCUGGGAAGGAUUUUGGGAAUGGUCUUUCUCUCAGCAUUCCAGAGCUUAAGGGAUGUCUCCUCCAGUUGUGUGUCAGAGAAGUACAGUGUCUAUUCUUGUUUCAAAGUCCUAAUUAGAAAUGUGAAGGGAAUGUACCAAAGUCACCAAUAAGGAAGCACAAUCACAAUAUCUGUAGAAUUAAGGCAUGAGGAAUUUGCUGAAGUUUGAUUGAGCACCCUAGUGAGGUACUUUUGUUCUUUACAGAUGGCUGCUAAAUAGAGCUAAUAGCCAGUAUUUUAGUUUGGUUUCUUGUACUACUGAAUUUCAUUUGAGCUUUGAUACACUGUCUAGUUCUUGAUUUAUCAUUAACAAGGAUAUGUGUGUUUUACGACCUCAGUGAAAACACUGUCUCAGGCAGUUUUGCAAGUUCAAGUUGCAGGCUGUCCUACUUGAAGCUGAAAGUAUUUGCCAGUGAAAGUGUUUCAUUUGCCAAUGAAAGUGUUUCAUUUGCCAGGAAAGUGUUUCAUUUGCCAAUGAAAGUGUUUCAUUUGCCAUGAAAGUGUUUCAUUUGCCAAUGAAAGUGUUUCAUUUGCCAUGAAAGUGUUUCAUUUGCCAAUGAAAGUGUUUCAUUUGCCAUGAAAGUGUUUCCAUCCCUUCGAGCUGCAGCCGCUCCUGCCAGGCCAGGCUGGCUCUGGCACGUCCUGCACACGCUCUGGGGACGGGAGGCAAAGUGCCCCGAGGGUCCCUGUGUGCUUUGGCAGUGGUGGUCCAGGCCGUGCAGUGACUCCUCUUCAGGGUCUGGCAGUUCUGUCAUUCUCCAUGAGCUUCACAGCUGCCAGUAGAGAAGGUGGAACACCCUGCGCCCAAAUUCCAGCGUGCCAGGGUUGCCUUCACGUAUCUGCUUCACUGACCGGGCUUGCUGGUGCCUCUCCAGCCUCCUGGCCUGGCAUUUACUGCUGCUUGUUUGAUUGAGCCUCUCUACAGGUUUAACUAGAAGCACUUUGAAAACAGCUUUUAUUAAAGUCAACUCCCAAAUGAAACAGCUGAGAAGUGUUCCAUGCUGUCUCAUCUUUGGUCCCACUCAGGCCAAAGCCAGUCUUCACUGGCUUGUGUCAAAACCAAGUCAUGUCUUUGUGAGCAAGCUGAGAGGAUGAAUAAGGCAAAUUGGCAGGUUGCACAGAGUGAAAUGAUCAAAAUAUCUUUAUGCUAGAAAAGUUUCACCCCUUUUAGGUUUGCUGCUCUCCUAAGGAAGUUUGUGCCCUUACUGCCAGAGCCUUAAGAGAGCCAAUGCUGCCAGCUACAACAACAGUGUUUCUUAUUGUGUUCAUUUUAAAGGGCAACUGAGAAGUAAUUUAGAAACAAAUAUAAAUUAUUUCAGCAUGUAAAAGGCAUCAGUACUAUUCAUCUAUAAACUUAACAAUUUAAAAAUGUUUAAACAUGUCUGGAGGAAUCGUGUACACUGAAAUAGCAUCUAUUCUUAGCUUUUCAAAUCAGCAGUUAAGAGGUCCAAUUUGCUGGUUCCUACUGCCUCACCCAACCACUGCCCAUACAUUAGCAUUAGGUAACUGUUUCUUACAUUAAUAUGGUAAUGGCAAUUUAUCCUCUGCUGAAAAGAGGCCACACCAAUUCAGGUCUGGGAAAGUAAACUGCCACAAUGAAAAAUGAACUUUCAUCUUUUCCAGUUGUGAUUUUUAUAAUAGGUAAAGGCUUUCAUCCUGAAUAACAACUCUAUCCUAAUAAUGCUCAUGGAAAUAGGACUUCAGACUUCUUUGAAGGAAACUACUUAAUUUGUGGACUGACCAUUGGAUUUAACUCAUAAAGCCACAUUGUGUGUGAAAAUGUUGUGGCUGCAUGUUUCUUCUCUGGGUGUUGUAGUGCUUGCUACUGCUCCUCAACAGCAGCUUUAUAUCACUGCUAGCUACCAAGCACAGAGAGAGAAAAAAUAUUCUUCUGAAGGCUUUGACAGUUGAGGGAAAGAGAGCAGAACUGCUAUUAGAAAAGGUGUCUAAUUGCCUUCUGGUAGAACCUAAUCCUUUAGAUUAAUUAGAUUAAUUUUUUAAUAACAGAUGAACUAACUUAUCGGUAAUGAACUUCAGGGAAAUUGCCAGUUGAUUUAGAAUGAGGGUUAAGAUUUUAUUUUUUGGGCUCUGAAAUAGGGAAGAGAAAUGAAGAAUCUGAGGGUUUGUCUGUGUUUGGGGACACUGUGCUUUUAGAUGUCAUUCAGGUGAUCUAUGAAUGAUUUUUCAUUUCUCAUCUUGUUACCAUCUAUCUCAUCAUGUUACCAAUUGUAUAUGUAUGGGAUAUGCAAACACAGAAGCAAUAAAAUAUUUUAAAAUCAGUUUCUUUAAACUUCUAAACGGAUUCUACUAGGGACUUAGGUUAAGGUGUUGGUUAUUUUUGAAGUUACUUAAUGUGAAACAGGACUGGAAAGGAAUUUCUCAGCAUCUGUUAAGGAUCUUCCUCAACACAUAAAAAAUUAAUUCUCAAGGUUUUCAAAGUCCUGUCUUCCCUUUCCUUGUAUUUUCUUCCUUUGAAAGGAAGAAAUUGUAUUAUUUUGUAUACUUUCAUUCUUGUACUGAUAAUUUUGAUUGUUAAUCUUUAAUUAGAUAUUUUUUAUUUUUUAAUUUCUUCAUUCAAAAUCCAGCUUUCUCAAAUUCCAGUGAAAGAAGCUAAUUUUAUUGUUUUUAUUAGAAGAUAUCAGAGUAAUUUAUUUAUAAAAUAAGUAAACUCCAUUUUAUAUAUAUUAGUGUUGCACUGUAAUAUUUUGAGUCUUGUUUCUCAUGUGUGUCUUAGACUGAUUUCUUCCUUCUAGAAAUUUAGUAAAAAUGUUAGUUGAAUUGUUGAUGAGAAGGGAGGAUAAAAAGCAAAAGAUUCCCUUUAUUCAAGUUUUCAGUUGCUUCUAAUUUCAUCUGCAAAUGUAGCACUGCUUAAUGAGAUUUAAAUUACCAUUUUUCAUUGCUUUGCUUGUUAUAGGUAAGCAAUUAAAAAUGGAAACUUUGCUUACCACAAGUGUCUGUACAACUUUUUAUGUACUGCAGGUAACAAUUUCAUGGAUAUGUGACAAACACGAAGGUUUGAAGUUGCCUUCUAGAGGGGUGGAGGAUACUGGGGUUUUGUUUUGGUUUUGUUGCAGAAUAUUUUGGGUUAGAAUAUUCUUCCAUUCAUGACAGUUUAAUUAACAGCAAAAAAAACUUCAGUCACAAAUGUGUUUUUCAUUUGUAAAGCACUUACUCCUUAUGUCCAGAUCAUUUCAUAUAUAUUUAGAUUGUUUGGAAGGCUCUUACUCUCUCUUGGGAGAAUGAAGAACUCUGUAUAUUAGAGAAAGAACUUGUUUUUUUUCUAAUAUAUGUAUGUUAUUGUAAUACUUACAAUAUACAGAAGGCUCUACUGUCUUGUUUCCUGAUGUGAUCAGAAAAACAAUUUAAACAGCCAAAAAGCUGAGUGAAUGAAAAGUUCCUAAUAAAGAGGGCAAGUUUACUUGAA
Taeniopygia guttata (zebra finch) is the source of this 6579-nucleotide messenger RNA. Lineage: Eukaryota; Metazoa; Chordata; Aves; Passeriformes; Estrildidae. The record is from RefSeq and is a predicted model, not a curated record.